Molecule: messenger RNA, 3171 nt
Organism: Hippopotamus amphibius kiboko
Lineage: Eukaryota; Metazoa; Chordata; Mammalia; Artiodactyla; Hippopotamidae
Gene: DLGAP2
Product: DLG associated protein 2
Exons: 14
Coding region: 235-3171 (978 amino acids)
Biological process (GO): signaling
Cellular component (GO): glutamatergic synapse; postsynaptic specialization
Molecular function (GO): molecular adaptor activity
Source: RefSeq, a predicted model, not a curated record
GUUUUGAAACAGGUUUUGCCUGGCAUUCUGCAGAAGCAUUGCUGUAUCUUACCAGACAGGAACACAGAGUCGCAGUGCACCCUCUGCGGGGAGCCGGAAGAGGAAGAGGCCGGGGACCUGGUCCAGCCGGGCAUCAGCUUUCCGGGGCCGGCCGAGGAGGAUCUAGACCAGCAGUAUUCAUGGUCCCCUACCCGGCACUUCGAUGAGGAGAGGUACUCCCCCGCACCGAGGACUAUGAGAGGCGUGUCCGGGAGUCGGAACCAGCUGCCGCUCUGCUCCGGCCACACCUGUGGCCUGACGCCCCCCGAGGACUGCGAGCACGGCCACGGCCACCUGCACCAUGGCCCGGAGGUGCGGCCGCCCUACCUGCUCAGCCCGGCCGAGAGCUGCCCGAUGGAGCGCCACCGCUGCUCCCCGCGCACCUCCAUCCACUCCGACUGCGUGAUGCUGCCCGUGGUGCUGGGCGACCACGUGUCCAGCAGCACCUUCCCCCGGAUGCACUACAGCUCCCACUACGACACCAGGGACGACUGCGCCGUGGCCCACGCCGGCGCCAAGAUCAACCGCAUCCCGGCCAACCUGCUGGACCAGUUCGAGAAGCAGCUGCCGCUGCACAGGGACGGCUUCCACACGCUGCAGUACCAGCGCGCCCCCGCGGCCGCCGAGCCGCGCAGCGAGAGCCCCGGCCGCAUCCGGCACCUGGUGCACUCCGUGCAGAAGCUCUUCACCAAGUCCCACUCCCUGGAGGGCUCGUCCAAGGGCCACGCCAACGGCACCAAGGGCGACGGCCGGGCGGACGAGCACGCCCAUGGCCACCACGGCAAACACAGCAAGCGGAGUAAGAGCCGGGAGCGCAAGGCCGAGGGCCGGCACCGCGCGGGGCUGAGCAGCUGGUGGAGCUCGGACGACAACCUGGACAGCGACAGCACCUACCGCGCCUCCAGCGCGCUCAGCCGCCACCACGCUGACCCCGUGGCCCGCUGCUACCCCGACGCGCUGGCCGGCCCCUUCGCCGACCUCUCGCUGAGGACCUCCAAGAGCAACAACGACGUCAAGUGCUCGGCCUGCGAGGGCCUGGCCCUGACGCCGGACGCCAAGUACAUGAAGCGCAGCUCCUGGUCCACGCUGACGGUGAGCCAGGCCAAGGAGGCGUUCCGCAAGAGCUCCCUGCACCUGGACAAGCCGCUGGGGCCCCCGGAGCUGAAGCCGCCACUGCGGCCCUGCCACUACCUGCAGGUGCCCCAGGACGAGUGGGGAGGGUACCCCGUUGGGGGCAAAGACGAGGAGAUUCCCUGCAGGAGAAUGAGGAGCGGGAGUUACAUCAAGGCCAUGGGCGACGAGGAGAGCGGGGAGUCAGACUCCAGCCCCAAGACAUCCCCCAAGGCGGCCCUCCGGCCGGAGCCCCUGCUCAAGUCCAUCGGACAGAGGCCGCUGGGAGACCUCCAAACCCAGAGCUACCUGCACGCCGCCAGUGACGGGCCAGCCGGCCACAGCCUGGACCCCGCUGCCAACUACAACUCCCCGAAGUUCCGCUCCCGGAACCAGAGCUACAUGCGGGCCGUCAGCACCCUGAGCCAGGCCAGCUGCGUCAGCCAGAUGAGCGAGGCGGAGAUCAACGGGCAGUUCGAGUCGGUGUGUGAAUCCGUCUUCGGCGAAGUGGAGUCUCAGGCCAUGGACGCCCUGGACCUCCCGGGCUGCUUCCGCACGCGGAGCCACAGUUACCUCCGGGCCAUCCAGGCCGGCUACUCCCAGGGUGAUGAGUGUGUCCUCAUGCUGACGCCCCCCGACGUCGCCGCCACCGUCAGACCCACGGCAGCCGUGUCCUACAGCAACUACAAGAAGACGCCGCCACCCGUGCCCCCCCGCACCACCUCCAAGCCUCUGAUCUCGGUGACCGCGCAGAGCAGCACGGAGUCCACACAGGACGCCUACCAGGACAGCCGCGCCCAGAGGACGGCCCCGUGGCCCCAGGACGGCCACGGCCUCUACAACUCCACGGACAGUCUGGACAGCAACAAGGCCAUGAGCCUGGCCCUGGAGACGGCCGCGGCCCAGCGCCACACCGAGGGCCAGGGCGGCUUGGCCCGGACCAGCGACAAGGCCAUCCUCAUGUCCAAGGCCGAGGAAUUCCUCAAGAGCCGGCGCUCCUCCAUCGGUGUCCAGGAUUCUGAAUUCCCAGAGCAUCAGCCAUACCCAAGGUCGGAUGUGGAAACAGCGACAGACUCUGACACGGAGAGCCGGGGCCUGCGGGAGUACCACUCUGUCGGCGUGCAGGUGGAGGAUGAGAAACGACACGGACGCUUUAAGCGCUCCAACAGCGUGACGGCCGGGGUGCAGGCGGACCUGGAGCUGGAGGGCUUCCCGGGACACGUGGCCACGGAGGACAAGGGCCUGCAGUUCGGGUCCUCCUUCCAGAGGCACUCGGAGCCCAGCACCCCCACCCAGCACGGGGCGGUGCGGACCGUCCGGACCCAGGGCCUCUUCAGUUACCGAGAGGACUAUCGGGCCCCCGUGGACACUGCCAACCUGCCGCCUCCCGACCCCUGGUUGGAGCCGUCCAUGGACACGGUGGAUGGCGGGCGCAUGUCUCCGUGCCACAGGGACGGCUCCUGGUUUCUGAAGCUGCUGCACAGUGAGACGAAGAGGAUGGAGGGCUGGUGCAAGGAGAUGGAGAGGGAAGCGGAAGAGAACGACCUCGCAGAGGAAAUUCUCGGGAAAAUCAGGAGUGCUGUUGGGAGCGCCCAGCUUUUGAUGUCGCAGAAAUUCCAGCAGUUUUACUGGCUUUGCCAACAGAACAUGGACCCCAGCGCCAUGCCCAGGCCCACCUCCCAGGACCUGGCCGGCUACUGGGACAUGCUGCAGCUGUCCGUCCAGGACGUCAGCAUGAAGUUUGACGCGCUGCACCAGCUGAAGCUCAGCGACUGGAAGGUGGCAGAGUCGCCGGAGAGGAAGGAGGAAAGAAAGGUCCCCCCUCCAAUACCAAAGAAGCCCCCCAAAGGAAAACUUCCCAUCACCAGAGAGAAGUCUCUGGACCUGCCGGACAGACAGCGCCAGGAGGCCCGGAGGCGGCUGGCGGCGGCCAAGAGGGCGGCGUCCUUCCGCCAGAGCUCGGCCAGCGAGCGCGCCGACAGCAUCGAGAUCUACAUCCCCGAGGCCCAGACCCGGCUCUAG